This is a messenger RNA of Chelmon rostratus (copperband butterflyfish), 2502 nucleotides long. Its product is annotated as zinc finger protein ZFMSA12A. Gene Ontology annotation, molecular function: DNA-binding transcription factor activity, RNA polymerase II-specific; RNA polymerase II cis-regulatory region sequence-specific DNA binding. The coding region runs from base 135 to 2165 and encodes 676 amino acids. Lineage: Eukaryota; Metazoa; Chordata; Actinopteri; Chaetodontiformes; Chaetodontidae. Gene Ontology annotation, biological process: regulation of transcription by RNA polymerase II. The record is from RefSeq and is a predicted model, not a curated record. The transcript is spliced from 7 exons.
CGGAGCGACAAGAGAGCAGCGAGGUGUUGGACUGGAGGCUGGUUUCUCUGCUGUCCCUGCUGAAAGAAGAAUAUCUGAUUUAGGAAACGUUCUUCUUUGCCAAUUCAACUGUCAUAGCUCUUCGGGGGAAUAAAAUGGAGGGUCCCCUGCCCCUGUCCUCGCUGAGGCUCCUGGUUCCACCCCUGCGAGUGAUGUCGGCUGUCAUGUGGAAUGUGGUUCGUGUGAGGAACAUCAGGAAUUAUGGGAAAGUGGAGGAGUUUGUGUCCUUGGUAACUGAAGCCAUCCCUGACAUCUUGACAGACAGGCAGAUGAGAUUGCUCACUCUGGGCUUAAGAGCAAAGAUGACGUUGCAGAUGUUAAGUUCUGAACAGUCAGAGGAUCUCAGCGGUGUUAAAACUCGCUUGAACGGUCUCCUGCCAUCUAGCCCAAAACAGGUUCUUCCAGGAAGUGAAGCUCUUGAAGCCAACUUUGUCAGGCUUGUUGAAAAACUCCUGGAGAACCCAAAAGGGAGAGAGCACUUCCUCAAAAAUGUGUUUCCUGUGGAGUAUGGGCCUGACUUUGACACAGCUCUGGAGGCACUGCUUUGUGAGUUCUUCACCAGACUGGAAGGUUUGCUGCUUAUACCAGACUUUAAACAGACUGCAGUGUGGAUCAGUGAUACACCCUCUGUGCUAGAAGAGCACAUGCAGUGUGUCCCCAAAGCAGAUGACCUCAAGGUACUGCUCAGAAGCAAGGCCCACUGCGGUAAAAUGGCCAAGAUGGAUACCAGUGCGCCAUCCCCCUCGGAGCAGCGGCUCUUCUCAUCACUGUCCCUCCAUCCUUCACUGCAGGAGACUAAUGCCAAAGAUGUGGAAACUAACACAGAAGCAUUAAAUAAACAAAAAGAAUCUGAGGGGUUUUGUCUUCCUGAGGCGGGAGAUAUCGGGAUACAGAAUGCAAAACAGCCUUCUGAGGAGGAAGCAAACCUCCUGGACAGCAGCAGUGAAGAACAAACAGCAGGAGGGAAAUACAGUGACAGCAUUGCUGAUGUUCACACUGUAGAGGACGAUGAUGACCAAGCUUCCGCUACCUGCCAAGCUCCCUCUGUAUCUACUGAGAGCCCCAUAUCGUCCAGCUCAAUGAUUGGCCCUCCACGGCAGAGAGUUGCACACAAAUGCACUCAGUGUGGGAAGUGCUUCAUUUACCGCUAUGAACUCCUGGAGCAUCAGAGGCUGCACACUGGAGAAAACCCUUACAAGUGCACUCAGUGCGGAAAGGCCUUUAGGAGGACCUCUGACCUGUCAACUCACAGGCGGACACAGUGCAUAAAAGCAGCUUAUAUUUGCAUCAAAUGUGGGAAUAGUUUUCAGUCUAUACAGGACAGAUUUAGACACCAGUGUGUUCAUAGUGUCCAGAAGUUUGACUGUCCUCAGUGCGGAAAAAGCUUUAAGAAAAUGCACUUGCUCAGUAAGCACGAGCUGACGCACACCCAAAAUCGCAUCUUCAAGUGCAGACAGUGUGGGGAAGUGUACCCCAGUAUGAGCGAGCUGAGAUCCCACCAGAGGAUUCACCCUCCCGAGCUGUCCAAUCAAUGCAUGCAGUGCGGGAAGUUUUUCAGCUCUGUUGCCUGUUUGACAGCCCAUGAGCUGCGUCACAGGCAACAGAGGACACAGAUCUGUGUGCGCUGUGGCAAAGCGUUCAAGAACAAACACGACCUGAAUCUUCACAUGCGUAGUCACACAGGCGAGAGGCCGUUUCAGUGCACAUUCUGUGGCAAACGUUUCUCCGUGUCAGGAAACCUGAACAUACACAUCAGGACCCACACUGGAGAGAAACCAUAUCUGUGCUCCGACUGCGGCAAGGCUUUUGUUUCAGCUGGCGAGUUGCAGAUACACCGGCGCACGCACACUGGGGAGAAGCCAUACAAGUGCACUGUAUGUGGGAGAGGAUUCACCAUGGCGAGCAAAGUGACACUUCAUAUGCGCGUUCACACCGGGGAGCGGCCUUAUGUCUGCUCUGAAUGUGGGAAGGGUUUUUCACGUAGCAGCGAGUUGAAAAAACACACUAUGAACCACACAGGAGUUCGACCCUAUGCUUGUCAUCUGUGUGCAAAGACUUACACAUGCCUCAAUCACCUGAAGAGACACUUGAAAACUCACAGUGUAGUGCAGAACCAGUCUGUCUAAAUCCAUCCAUGACCAUAUGGCAUUUUUUUAAAUGAAUGUUGUAUUUAUGCAGCUAGCCUGUACUGAUUGUAGUGCUGACUUAAUGCACUGUGUUAUAGGUGUCACACUCACCCUCUGUUGUAUGGACUAUGUUGCUGAAGUUCUUGUUUUUACUGACUGAAUCUUUAUCCUGCGUUGUGAGAUCUGUUCUGAUUGUAUCCUCUAAAAUGGUUCAAGUGCAACUUCUGGGCAUUUCAUCUAUGGUUUUUUUUCUUAUCUGAAGUCAUAAAACAUGUUAAAAUGGUCUCUGAGAACACAUACAAAAACAAACAAUAAAUCCAAUGUAGGCUAUAAAAGU